AACAGCUGAUGUUGUCCUCGGGGUACAUAUAGGUCCGUACUUUGGCCUUCUCACAACAGAAGGACGCAGAACCAACAUGAAGUGGACAUUGGUGUUCUUCGCUGUCUUUUGCGCCCAAGCGUGGGCAAAAGAGAAGCACCACGAGUGCCCUGAGCGUUACCCCUCGGAGCUGGCGAAGGGAGGUGCCGAGAAGACCUACAACGAGCUGCCGGGGGGAGAGCCGCUCUUCCAGCUCGUCAUGUACGAGGCAGAGGACGGCUUCAAACCGCUGGAGACACACACACUGGGCCUGCACAGCAACAACAGAGACCGGAAGUUCCAGGGCUUCCACGUCAGCGUGACGUCAGAUGACGCCAAGUGCAAGUCGGGAAAGCUGAAGGCUUACCAUAAGGGUGUGAAGGAACUGAAGCACUGCAACACUCUGGUCAACAGUAAGAGCGAGCCCGCCGUCAAGGUGCCGCUCAGCUGGAAAGCGCCACCUUGCGGCUGCGUUACCUUCAGGGCCACGGUGAUUGAAGACGACACGAAGUUCUACCUUGACGACGGGCGCCUUGAGGACGGGCCGCUGACCAAGACGGUGUGCGCGCAGGAAGACGGCAACUUCGACGUCAAGAACGAGAUGGAAGAAGAGAAAGAGGACAUGGAUAUGGUGCCACUGGAGAAAUACCAGCCAAAGAAAGACGUGAUGACCGUGGUAAAGGAGGUAGCAGAAGACUCAGACUUCAAACCGAAGCCGGAAUACGACGAGAAGAAGCCAGAAGAGAAGUGGGAGGAAGAAGUGCCGGAGUCUGCUGAGUCUGAAGAAGAUAUUGACGAAGAAGAAGAAGAGGAAGAUAUUGACGACAUUGACGGUGAUGAGUUUGACAAGCUGUGCAAGGCAUCCGAGGGAAUGCUGGGACGUCGUCGCAGGCGCAUGCGCUUCUGGGCCAUGAUCGGGCUGUGCUGCCGCUACGAAGGGGAUGAGAGGAGCGAAUGUGUGCGCAAGGCACGGGCUCACAUCCAGUCCCACAAGGAGGCCCGCCAGGAGCGCCGGCGGCCUGACAACCGGUCCCGCCCGCCCGUCCGCAGGCCCCGCCCCGGUGCGAAGCCCGAUGGAGAGGCGGAGGAGGAAAAGAAUAGGCCCAGGAUGGUCCGCCCAGGGUCUAAGCGCGGCUCCAUGUACGAGGAUCAGAUCCCCCUGAGUGUCGAGGCUUUCCGUGACAUCAGGAAGAACCCCUUCAGCUGCCCCCGGUCUCCCACCUUCAUCGCCCCCAGACAGACCGACACCGACGGCAUCAGCGCCCUCUGCCGACACAUGGAGGAAGUUCAGCGUCCGGCUGGACAGAGACCCCGUCCGGGCAUGCGCAGACCCCGCCCUGGCAUGAAGGAAGAAGAUCGCCAGGGUCCUCGCCCGGGCAUGCGCAGACCUAGCCCUGGCAACCAUCCACGCCCGGGCAUGCGCAGACCGCGCCCAGGCAUGAGGGAGGAAGUUGGUGGCGGCCCCCGUCCCGGAAUGCGUAGACCUGGCCCUGGCAACCACCCCCGCCCGCAUGGCCGCCCCCAGCCACCCAUGCACAUGAAGCCGGACAUGGACAUGAAGGAACGUGGAUUCUGGUAUGCCGAGGGAGUCAAGCAGCUGGCCCACAAGGUGCGAGAGGGAAUGCCCAUGCGACGCACACAGCGUAGUGCAGAGGAGCCCAAACCCGCACUGUUGGGUCACAAGCACGAACAACACAUGUUUGACAAGGAAUCUGAGGAAAUGAACCACCCCGAACCAGCGAAGUACGGACAUCAACAUGAGAAGCACAUGUUCGACGAGGAGUAUCAAGAGGUUCUCAAGACCCGCAAGGAGGACAUCUCCAGCUGCUGUUCUGUGGAAGGCGAAGAGCAGGGAGACUGCUUCAGGUCUCUGCAGAAGACGAACAUGGAGAGCCUGUGCGCCCGGCAGGAUCUGACUACGCACGGCAAGUUCGGACUCACCCACCCCUGCUGCCGAGAGCAGGAGGGGCGCCGCGCUGAGUGUUUCGAUCAGGAAAGGUAUUGGUACGAUGAGGAUGUGCAUGAGGUGGACUUUACACCCGACCUUGAGAAGUUCUAUGACACCCUGCAGCAGCUUAUUGACCUGAAAAACCCCUGGAGAACCCGCGCCAUCGCCAUCUCACCGGAAAGGGUUGGCCGCUACUGUGACAUGGCGAAGAAGUGGCAGGCUCCCACCCAGGAGGACGUGCCCAGCCAGUUCGGCGUCUUCUACAACUGGUACGAGAGGGUCCAGCAGAAAAUGAAACUUGUCGAGUGCUGCCAGAUCGAGGACGGCGAGAAGUUGAGGAGCUGCAUCGACGAGCAGAGCCGCCAGCGGGUGGAUCGGUACUGCAGCACGGACCCGCAGUUCGGGAACCAGCCGGCCCACCCCUGCUGUCAGCUGGACGGCAGCGACAAGUACCAGUGCUUCGCACAGGAGAAGGUGGACUUCGACAAGGAGCUCCACUCUAAGGACUUCACCCCGGUACUUUCUGACUACAUGGAGGAGUAUUGGAACUGGCUGGAGCAAAGGAUGGAGGAGGGUUUCGACAAAGAUCCACUCCUUCCGGCGCCACUGAGCAAGGCUAAAAUCCCGGACAUGACUUCAGAAGAAGAAGAGAUGGAGGAAGAAAUUGAGGAGAUUGAGUUUUCCGACUCGGAAAUGGAAGACAUGAGCGAGCUGGAUGACGAGGCCAUUGAAGAACCCGAAGAGGAAAACGAGUCUGCUACAGAUGCUCUCCGCCCGCUGAUGCCCCGCCUGGUGCGGAAGGUAGACUGCUGCAAGGCGGGGAAAGACGCUGCCAACGCGCCGAGAACCUGCCGUAACAAGGCGCUGUCGUACAUCGGCUCCCUGCCGCUCCGGACCAGCAGGGGCAAGAACAUCUGCCAGAGGAUGUUCUGGAAAUGCUGCCAGCGAGCUAAGAGAACCGACAUGGUCGCCCCGCAGCCGCCCCGUGUGCCCACCAGCGAGGAGUCAGAGGAGCUCUACAGCAAGCUGCCUUACGUGGAAGAGGAAAAGGCUAAAGACUCUCUGCCUGAGAAGAACAUCCCUGUGGAAAAGACUUCCUCUGAAGAAGACAUGGAGGACUUCGAGGAGAUGGAUAACAACGAGUUGGAGAUGCUUGAGAAUGAACUGACCGACAUGGACAUCGACAGCGUGGUCGAAGAAGAGGAGGAAGAUGAGGGCAGUUAUGAGGAGGAGGAGGGGAGAUUCUCUCCUCGUGCUCCCGGAAAACGCCGUGGGAAGCCAGGGCGCGCGUUCGUGAGGAGGUGCUGCCGUGUGGGAAAGCGGUUCGGCCGGUCCAGCCGCGGGUCCUGCGAGUCCAGGGCCGCCUCUUUCGUGCGCAGGAUGCGCCGGCCGGCCAUCCGCCGCGUCUGCAGCAGGGUGCUCAACAGGUGCUGCGAGAAGGUGCCUAGGCCUACAAAAGCUCCGGAGACCACCACCGUGACUGUGGAACCUACCGUCACCACCCCUGCUCCAACCACCAAACAGCCCUAGACCAAGCCAGCAAUGCUUAGUACGAUCCAUUUACCAUCACCAUGUAACUGAUUCAUGUAAUUGUUUGUCAAUUGAUACCUAGAUUAUUGUAACUAUGGCCGUUUCCAAAAUCAUAUCCAGUUGCUUGAGUAUGUUUUUUGGUGUAUCUUAUUACCUGGAUGUCUAACCGUCACCGACGUAUUGUAGCUAUACUGUUCCAACCGCCACUUUUGCAACUGUAGCAAUUUAUACGUACAGCAUUCAGUCCAAUAUCACAUACACAUACAGCUUCUCUUCUGAUGGGACUUAUUUUCGAUCAAUCCAACAUACUGCAGACCUUCAAUUGUUAUCAACUACUGUAACAUUUUAGCAGUUCAAACCGUCCUAUAAUUUCUCUGCGUCCGCACACGUAGACGUGUCCGAAGGUUGUACACAUUUUGACAUGUGCAGUUCGACAGUCAGGUUUCUACUGUUUGUUAUAAAAUUUGUUUAGAAUGUCCUUCAUGUUCAAUUUUUGUGCAAUGAUUCUGUGACGUAAGUUCCAUUAAGAGCGUGAUUCUAAUAAACUUGAUGAUUUAAGUUC
Messenger RNA from Branchiostoma belcheri (Belcher's lancelet), 4058 nucleotides. RefSeq lists its product as uncharacterized. The coding region runs from base 77 to 3496 and encodes 1139 amino acids. NCBI's taxonomy places the organism in Eukaryota, Metazoa, Chordata, Leptocardii, Amphioxiformes, Branchiostomatidae. The record is from RefSeq and is a predicted model, not a curated record. The transcript is spliced from 26 exons.